Messenger RNA from Acinonyx jubatus (cheetah), 3975 nucleotides. Its product is annotated as butyrophilin-like protein 1. Lineage: Eukaryota; Metazoa; Chordata; Mammalia; Carnivora; Felidae. Gene Ontology annotation, molecular function: signaling receptor binding. The transcript has 10 exons. Gene Ontology annotation, cellular component: external side of plasma membrane. The record is from RefSeq and is a predicted model, not a curated record. Gene Ontology annotation, biological process: regulation of cytokine production; T cell receptor signaling pathway. The coding region runs from base 162 to 1829 and encodes 555 amino acids.
UGCAGGCAGGCUGUGACUUCCUCAUUCGACUCCUUCUAGGGGAGGCAUUCACCUGUCAGCGCCUCUUGGCAGCUCCAUUUGCCCCCCUUCCUAAGUACAUUUUCCAAUCCAGGGAUGGGUUGAAAACCUGCUGCUCCCAGCACCUACAGCCACACCUUUGGAUGCUGACCACAAGAACAACCAGGUACCAAUUGUCUCUGGAGCUGGGCCUUGUAGUUGCACUGAGGAGAUCAGGAGUUUCCAGGAAGCCCCUGGCUCAAUCUGGAUGUGAGAAAGAAAUGUGUGGUGAUGUGGAGAAGAUGGUGGGCUCUCCUGGCUAUUAUGCUGGCUUCCUCCUUCCUGUCCUCCUUCUCCAGGUGUCUACAUGGUACUCAACAGUGUCCGGGUUUUCUGUAAAGGGACCGGUUGAGCCAACCGUGGUUCUGCUAGGGACAGAUGCCACUCUGCCUUGCCAGCUGUCCCCUGAGCAGAGUGCAACCCACAUGCACAUCCGGUGGUACCGAGCCCAACUCUCCCCUGCUGUGCUUGUGUACCAGAAUGGACAGGAACAAAGUGGGGAGCAAAUGCUGGAAUACCGUGGCAGGACAGCGUUGGUGAGGGACUCCAUCAGCAAAGGGGGUGUGGCCCUGCUGAUCCAACAUGUCCGUGCUUCUGAUCAUGGCCAGUACCGGUGUCAUUUUAAGGAUGGUCACAGUUCCCAAGAAGCCGUUGUGGAGCUGCAUGUUAUAGGGUUGGGCUCUGUGCCUCAUGUUCACAUGAUGGGGCCUGAGGAUGGUGGGAUACGAGUACUGUGCUCUGCAGAAGGCUGGUUCCCAAAACCCAGGGUACAGUGGAGUGACAUGAUGGGUGUGAAGUUACAGUCUCUCACUGAGUCUCACACCCAAGAUGAAGAUGGGCUCUUCCAUGUGGAAGCAUCUCUUGUGGUCACAGACAGCUCUCUGGGCAAUGUGACCUGUUCCAUCCAGAAUCCCCUCUCUGGUCAGGAGAAAGUGUCAGCCAUCUUCCUCCCAGAGCCCUUCUUCCCCAGGAUGUCUCCAUGGAAGGCAGCCCUGGUUGGGACAGUCCCUACGCUGGUGCUCCUCCUCACUGGGAUCAGCUACAUUGGCUGGAGAGAACACCAAGCCAAAGAAAGAGAAGUAAAGAAAAGGAAGAAAGAAUCUCAGGAAAGAGAUCAGAUGGAGAAUGAAAAGGAAUUGGCACUUAAGGUGAAAGAGAAGCUCAAGAAAGAACUUGAACAGCGAAAGGCACUAUACCAUGCAGUUUGGAAGAAGGCCCUGCUGUAUCCUGACUGGAGGAAGGAACAGUUCCAGCCUGCCACUGUGACUGUAAAUCAGGAAAUCUUUCAUCAGAAUAAUUCUGACCCAGAGAGAAAAGAGAACUUCAAAGAGGAAACACACAAUCUAUCUCUCAGGGAUAAGCAAGGAGACUGCAACCUUAUCACACUGAAUCAGCAAGACUUCACCUCAGGAAAACAUUACUGGGAAGUGGAUGUUAAGGAUGCUGAUGAGUGGACUCUAGGCAUUUAUGAGAAUCCCACAGACAGCAGGGAGUUAUCCAAAGAUCUACAAAACAAGAAAUUCAGAGUCUUAGAGAAGAAAGGAUGUGAAUACAGGGCUCUCACCUAUUGCCUCCAAAACAUUUCUCUGCAAGAGUGUCUCUUGAUAAAAAAGUGUCCACAAAAGAUUGCGAUUUUUUUGGAUUAUGAGGAUAAUGACAUUUCUUUCUAUGACAUGACUGAGGGUACCCACAUCUUCUCCUUCACCCAGGCAACUUUCUCUGGGUCACUCUAUCCUUACUUCAACCUUAAAUCCAUGAAGCUCUCCUUAUAGGUGUAAUAUUAAGUGACUUAGAGGAAGAACCCAUACUGUGAGGAUAAUAGCCCAUUCUCUGUAAACUCUAGAUUGCUAGGGUGUUUUUUUUUUAAGUUUGUUUAUUUAUUUUGAGAGAGAGAGAGAGAGUGGGGAAGGGGGAUAGAGGGAGGGAGAGAGAGAGAGAAUUUCAAACAGGCUCCACACUGUCAAUGCAGAGCCUGAUGCAGGGCUUGACCUCAUGAAGCAUGUGAGUGCCAGAAGACCAUGACCUGAGCCAAAGUUAGAUGCUUAAUCGACUGAGCCACCCAGAUUACAGUUCUGAUGGGUGACCUCAGGCUCACUGAUUAUGAGGCCUCUUGGCCUGAAGGUCCAUGAGUCCCUGUGACCAGAGUUUCUGACUAUAUCCAGCAGUGUUUCUGAAUUGCAGAGAAUCUUUUUGUUGUAGUUGUUAUUGUUAUAAGUGCUGUUUAUUGCUUUAUAUUUAAUAUAUCACAGACUGGUAAUUUUCUAAAACAAAUUAUUGUAAAAAUGAAGUCAAUAAAAAACAUGCAUACAAUUACAUGUUGUAAUUAUUGUUAGAUUCAACAUUCUUAAAAUUUCUCUGUCAAUUUACUCUAAAUGUUAGAAAUACUCUAUUUCUAUAUUUAUCUUGUAAAGAAGUGGUAAGAAACAGUUAAUAUAGUUCACUGGUGUGUGAACCAUAAUUUAAGUAGCACUUCUAAAGCAGUAUUCACAGGAGUAAAAGUUAGAUAAACCUCUUCACAUUUCCCAUUGCAACACUGAAUAAAAGUGACAAAAUAGUGCUAUUUUCAAAUGCUGAAGGAGAAAAGUUAAAUUAUAAUUUGAUGCAAGCUAAGCUAUAUCUUAAAUGCAAGGAUAAUUUGAGGAAAGAAAAAAUAAAUAUCAAUCACAAUCCAAUUCUAACAAAUGUGAUGAUGUCAACAUGAUAGCAGUCUGGGAAAACUAAUGCAGUGAGAGCAUAUUGAAGUAUUUAUCUUAUAAAGAAAGAGAGAGACAUUUUAUUACUGCUUUGCCCAAGAUAUUAAUAAGGGAAAUAACUAUUUUGGGGAAUUCUAAGUAUAGACACCAGCAGAGAUAAGGAAAGGGCCUUCUUCUCCUUCCAAUCAAAACUGUCAUAUUAAAAUGAAAUGACUAGAGGAAACAAUAAUUAGUGUUUAAAUAGGGGUAAGAAGAGAAUGUGCUCCUGUGAACUGUACUGAAAAACCUGGUAAAUUCUGUGGAUAUGGAGUAGAGUACCCAGAAGAGUCUUGCUCCAGUGGCAGGGAAUAAUUAGACCUAAACUGAUCCAAUACUGAUGAACAAACCUUAAAAGCAAAGCUCAACAGGAUCAAAUUAUUUACAAGUAUCUAACUUUAUUCCAGAGCAGAGUUCAAGUUAAAAUUCACAGCCAAUCAAAAAUUACGAGGCUUGGAAAGAAGCAGGAAAUCCAACUCAUAAUGAACAGAAAAUCAAUAAAUUAAAAGUGACAUGGAACUGAUGAAAGUGUUAGAGAUUUAACAGACAAGGAGAGGGGCGCCUGGGUGGCUCAGUCGGCUAAGUGGCCGACUUCAGCUCAGGUCACGAUCUCGCAGUUUGUGGGUUCGAGCCCCGCGUCGGGCUCUGUGCUGACAGCUCAGAGCCAGGAGCCUGUUUCAGAUUCUGUGUCUCCCUCUCUCUCUGACCCACCCCCUUCAUACUCUAUCUCUCUCUGUCUUAAAAAUAAAUAAACGUUAAAAAAAUUUUUUAAAAAAAUAGACAAGGAGAUUAAAACAGAUGUUGUAACUAUAUUCCAGAUAUUUAAAAAGUUCACUGUAUUCUAGAUAUUCAAAAAGUUCACUAGAAAUAUGCAUUUAAAAGAAAGACCCAAAUUCAAAUUCUUUAGUUGGAAAAGACCAUGAAUGAGAUGAAAAUUACAUUGGCUAUGACUGGCAGCAGAUUAACAGUUACAGAAAUAAAUGAUUAGUGAACUUGAAUAAAUAAAAAUGGAAACGAUCCAAAAUAAACCGCACAUUUUUUUAAAGUAUUUUUUAAAUAGUAUCAGUGAGUUGUGGGAAAACUUUAAAGGGCCCAAUACAAAGGCAAUUGAAGUUUUUGAAAAGAAGAGAAGGGAGGACAGAAAAAGGAUUUGAGAAAAUAAGAGCCAAAUAUAUAUUCCAAAUUUGAU